Molecule: messenger RNA, 4932 nt
Organism: Sorex fumeus (smoky shrew)
Lineage: Eukaryota; Metazoa; Chordata; Mammalia; Eulipotyphla; Soricidae
Gene: ZCCHC2
Product: zinc finger CCHC-type containing 2
Exons: 14
Coding region: 346-3687 (1113 amino acids)
Molecular function (GO): nucleic acid binding; phosphatidylinositol binding; zinc ion binding
Source: RefSeq, a predicted model, not a curated record
GAACCGCUCGGGCGCCGCCGCCGCCGCCGCCGCUGCCAACGCCGCCAACGCCGCCGCCGCCGCCGCCCCGGCUGGAGCGCGGACGCCGCCACGCCAGGGAGGCGGAAGGAGGCCGCGCUCGCUCGCCGGCGCCGAGCCCCGAGGGCGGAGCCGCCGCGGGCACGCCCCGCCUCGGGCCCGAGAAGACGUCGCGGGCGACCCCGCCGGCCCCCCGCCGCGGCCCAGACCCGCCCCCGGCCCCGGCCCCGGCCCCCGCCGGCGGCAUGGAGGGGCCGCGCUCCUGACGGCCGCGCCCGGCCGCUCCCGCACGCCCCCGCUCGCAUGUCCGCGCCGCGCUAGCCGAGGAUGCUGAGGAUGAAGCUGCCGCCCAAGCCGACGCAGCCCGCCGAGCCGCCGCCCGAGGCGGACGAGCCCGAGGCGGACGCGCGGCCGCGCCGCCGCCGCGACGGUCGCGCCCCGCCGCCCACGCCCGCGCCCGCGCCGCCGCCCGCGGGCCCGCCGCGGGGACCCCCGGCGCCCCCCGCCCCGCCGCCGCCGCCGCCGCCCGCCCGGGGGCUGGGGCCGCCUGUUGCUGGCGGCGCGGGGCCCGCGGCGGCGCUGCGGGAGCAGGAGCGCGUGUACGAGUGGUUCGGGCUGGUGCUGGGCUCGGCGCAGCGCCUCGAGUUCCUGUGCGGGCUCCUGGACCUGUGCAACCCGCUGGAGCUGCGCUUCCUGGGCUCGUGCCUCGAGGACCUGGCGCGCAAGGACUACCACUGCCUGCGCGACUCGGAGGCCAAGGCCAACGGGCUCUCGGACCCGGGCCCGCUGGCCGACUUCCGCGAGCCCGCCGUGCGCUCGCGCCUCAUCGUCUACCUGGCGCUGCUGGGCUCGGAGAACCGCGAGGCCGCCGGCCGCCUGCACCGCCUGCUGCCCCAGGUGGACUCGGUGCUGCGGAGCCUGCGCGGGGGCCGGGGCGACGACGAGCCCGACGCCGACGGCGACGCCGACGACGAUGCGGAGCUGGACGGCUCCGGGCCCGAAGGCGGCGGCGGCGGCGGCGGCGGCGGGGGUCUGGGCGCCCGGGCCCAGGAGGAGCUGCUGCUGCUCUUCACCAUGGCCUCGCUGCACCCGGCCUUCUCCUUCCACCAGCGGGUCACGCUGCGGGAGCACCUGGAGCGGCUCCGCGCGGCGCUGCGCGGGGGUCCCGAGGACGCGGAGGCGGAGCCGUGCCGCCUGGCCGGCCCCUGGGCCCAGAAUGACUCUGCUCACGGUGAUUACAUGCAAAACACCGAGGUCAGUUUAAUAGAACAAGCCCCAAUACCUCAUGGCGGACUUACUGUGGCACCUCAUAGAACUCAGCGAGAAGCUGUACACAUUGAGAAGAUAAUGUUGAAAGGAGUCCAGAGAAAAAGGGCUGACAAAUAUUGGGAGUACACCUUCAAAGUAAAUUGGUCUGAUCUUUCAGUCACAACAGUAACAAAAACCCACCAAGAACUACAGGAAUUUCUACUGAAGCUUCCAAAGGAAUUGUCUUCAGAGACUUUUGACAAGACCAUCUUAAGAGCUCUGAAUCAGGGCUCGUUGAAAAGGGAAGAGCGACGACAUCCUGAUCUAGAACCCAUUCUGAGGCAGCUAUUUUCAACUUCGUCUCAAGCUUUUCUCCAGAGUCCGAAAGUGCACAGCUUUUUCCAGUCCUUCUCGUCAGAGCCGCUCCACGGCCUCAAUAACCUGCAGCCCUCACUGAAGACAUCAAAGAUACUAGAACACUUAAAAGAAGACAGCUCAGAAGCUUCAAGUCAAGAAGAAGAUAUGUUACAGCACACCAUAGUCCACAAGAAGCAUACUGGGAAGAAUCCCAUUAUGAACACUAUCGGUACGAGUUGUUCUCCGCUGGAUGGGCUGGCGGUGCAGUAUUCGGAGCAGAACGGGAUCGUGGAUUGGAGGGAGCAGGGCUGUGCCGGCGUGCAGCAUCCGGAGCACUGUGUGACCAUCAUGGGCCAGCAGCAUUCAACUGAAAAACGAAGUAUGUCGUCAGUGAAUAAGAAGAAAGGAAAACCACAAAUAGAAAAGGAGAAAAUGAAAACAGACAACAGAAUGACUAGUAGAAUAAACGGCAUCCGACUCUCCGCUCCUCAGCAUGCCCACGGGGGUCCCGUGAAAGAUGUGAAUUUGGACCUUGGGUCGGGACAUGACACUUGUGGAGAAACAUCCUCAGAGAGUUACAGUUCUCCGUCCAGCCCACGGCACGAUGGAAGAGAAAGCUUCGACAGCGAAGAAGAGAAAGACCGAGACACCGACAGCAAUUCCGAGGACUCCGGGAACCCGGCCCCGGCCCGCUUUCCAGGCUACGGCGCCGUCAACGCCGCCGCGCUCGGCGCCAAGGCCCCGGUGCCCGUGGCUCCCCUGGGAGGCGACGGCGGCGGCCUGCUCGAGGAGCCCCUGCCCACGCCCAAGUACCAGCACAUCUUCAUGCCGACCCUCCACUGUGUCGUGCACAACGGUGCCCCCAAGUCCCCCGUGGUGCUUCCUCCCCCCAAGUCUGCCGACGGCAAAGCCCUGGGCGUGCUGGUGCCGAGCCCCGGGGCGCUGUCUGCCGUCAGGGAGUCUGUGAACUCGGCCCCCUCGGGGCUCCUCGCGCCCGCUGCUGCCCCGGGGGACUCGGACAAGCACCUGGAACUGCUGGCGUCCCCCCUGUCCCUGCCCGCCCCCUUCCUCCCGCACGGCAGCGCCCCCGCUUUGCACCUGACCAUCCAGAGGCUGAAGCUGGCCCCGCAGGGGUCUCCCGAGAGCUGUGCCGGGCCCGGCCCGCCGCCGCCCUCCGGGAGCCUGGGCUCCCCGAACACUGCCUUCCUCCCGGUCCACGGCCCCGCCAGCUUCCCGGGCUCGCCUGUGGCCGCCGCGGACCCCAAGCCCGCGUCCCAGGUCGUCGGACUCCCUCAGAUGGUGCCUCAGGUGGAGGGGGCGGCGGGCGUGAAGGUCGUCCUCCCGGCGGCGGCCCCGGCCGCCUCCUACACGCUGCCCGCCUCCCAGCCCGCUGCGGGCCUGAGCCCCGCGGUGCCCACCCACACCCCGGGCCCCGCCCCCAGCCCCAGCCCCGCGCUGACCCACAGCACGGCGCAGAGCGACAGCACCUUCCUCAGCGCCGCGGGCAGCUCCAACGCCAACGGGACGCUGCUGCCGCCCCAGCAGCCGGGCUCGGGGCCCUGCGGCUCCUGCGGGCGCAGGUGCAGCUGCGCCGCCGGCGGCAGCCCCCAGCUCGGCAGCUACUACUACCCGCCCGCCGUGCCCGGGCCCGUGUACCGGGUGUCGCCCUUCUUCACCCUGCCCUCCGUCUGCAAUGGCAGCUACCUCAGCCAGGCCCCCCAGAGCAGCGGCAGCCAGCUCCCUUUCUUCCUGCCUCAGACUCCGUACGCCAACGGGCUGGUGCCCGACCCGCUGGGCGGCCAGGCCAGCUACGGCCUGCAGCAGCUGCCGGCGGGCUUCGGCCGCUUCUACCCCGUGUACCCCGCGCCCGGCGUGGUGGCCGGCUCGAGCGGCUCGGGCGCCAAGAAGAACGGGAACGUGUCGUGCUACAACUGCGGGCUGAGCGGCCACUACGCGCAGGAGUGCAAGCAGGCGCCCAUGGAGGCCGGCCAGCCAGGCGCUUACCGGCUGAGCUACGCUCCUCCCCUCCCCCCUUCCAAUGACACGCUGGACCCUGCCGACUGAAGCGAGCGAGGGACGCUUGUCUCCUGGGCACGGCCGCGCGCGCGGGCAGGCGGGCAGAGCAGGGCGGAGAGGACAGGAGGCGUGUCCCGUGUCCUGCGUCUCUGCGCGCCCCAGCCCGCGGCGGUGGGGACUGGCUGUCGGCGUCUCGGGUGCGGAUGUCCGAACCGAAGGAAUGCAUGGGUUUUGUCUCUGAGCCUCCCGUCGCCGGGUUCGCCGCAGGCUUCUCUGUCUGACACGUGUGAUUCGGACACCCAGACGCACUGUCCAGAGGCACGCGCGGGGGGGUGCUUCUUUUACACUGACUACUUGCUGUGUGCAAUGUUUACCGAAUCUUUAAAACUGUGUAUUUGACUGUUUUUGUUUUUGUUUUUUUGACAACACUGGUGAGCGUUUGCGUGGUUUUGGAGAAGCGAGACAUUGCUCCCUGGGCGGCUUCCGCCCUUCGGCCCUGCCCCUCACUCUCCAGCCCACCCUUGCCCCUUUCUGGGCCCGUCUGACCCCCUCCCCCCACUGCCCUGCGCCUGAAACGGGGCCGAGUCUCCCCGGCUCUGAGGGAGAGAGGCACCUCCCCGCAGACCUGGGCGCCUCGUGGGAGAGGCCCGGGGAAGCCGGGUGAACCCGGGAAAACGCCAGAACCAAGUGGACAAAGCUUUUUCUUAGAGGAAAACCUUGUAUCAGCCUUACCUGGCCUGUCGCUUCCGAGAGAGAGACGGAGUGAAGCAACCGCACAACUGUUCCCCUCGGUGGCGCCCAAAGGCCGCCCCGAGCGCCCCCCCCCCCCCCCGUCCCCGGUCCAGUGUUACGUGUCGCGAGUGUGCGGUGCAGGGCGGUGCGCAGGCAGACGGGCAGCUGCUGGCUUGAACCCGGCCUCGGCUCGCUCCCGAGGCCGCCGCGGGCGCCCCGGUGUUAAUCAUGUGUGUGUCCGUGCCACUCAGUUAAUGCUGCUGUUUGGGGAGACCGAGAGCCCAUCCGUGUCCUGAAUUGCUUCCAGGUGAUUUUGAUUUCCUAAAGUGCACUGAGGUUGCCUGGAAGGGGAGCGUGCUGGCGGGCGCCGUGUGGCCGCUGCUGCCCGUGGCGGGGAGGGGUCGGCGGCCUUGCUCUGCCCCCGGCCGGGGCCGCCUCGGUUGCUCCGGCCCAGGAGCCCGGCAGAUGGUUUAGGCAGAAGGGAAAACUUGAAGAGGGAAGACGCUUCCUCUCCUGCUUCUAGGUAGUGUUUCUAUUUACAGCACCCGUGUACAUUCUGAA